ACAAACCCCUCAAAAGUCACAAACACAGGUAACCCCAACAGAAACAUUAUACAUAUAUGGCCCUCUGACUGAUAUUUCUCUCCCACCAAACAAAAGCUUUCAAAACCACGCCAAACCCAAAGCCACUGACAUCCCCGUACCCCUCACGUUUCUUCAACUUCUCUUUCUUCUUCUUCUUUCUCAGAUGGCCUAUCUUCAAUCUUUACUUCAUCUUCAUCUCAUUAUUUUCUUGAUAAUGAACCAAACCCAAGUUUCUCUCUGUGCAACACAAAAAACACUCAUAUUACCUCUUAAAACCCAAACACUCCCACAUGGUUUGGUCCCAAAAAGACUAAAUCCUACAAGCAAAAUCUCUUUCCACCACAAUGUUACCUUAACAGUCACACUAACCGUUGGCUCGCCUCCACAGAGUGUUUCCAUGGUCCUCGACACAGGUAGUGAACUCUCUUGGCUACACUGCAAAAAAACCCAAAACUUCAACUCCAUAUUCAACCCACUUUCCUCCAAGUCUUAUUCACCAACCCCGUGUUCCUCACCCGUUUGCAGAACCCGGACCCGAACCCUGCCCAUACCCGCUUCCUGCGACCAGAAUAAACUCUGCCACGCAACUGUUUCCUAUGCUGACGCUUCCUCCAUGGAAGGAAAUCUCGCGUCCGAAACUUUUUAUAUCGGAAACUCGGCACGGCCCGGUACGAUAUUCGGGUGUAUGGAUACCGGGUUCAGUUCCAACUCCGAUGAGGACUCCAAGACCACCGGGAUAAUGGGUCUGAACCGCGGGUCCUUAUCGUUCAUUACCCAGAUGGGGUUUCCGAAAUUUUCGUACUGCAUAUCGGGUCGUGACUCGUCCGGUAUUUUGCUUUUCGGAGAAGCGAGUUUCAGCUGGCUAAAGCCUUUGAACUACACUCCUUUGAUUCAAAUCACGGACCCAUUACCGUAUUUUGAUAGAGUAGCGUAUACGGUUCAGCUCGAAGGGAUUAAAGUAUCGGAAAAAGUGUUGCCGCUUCCGAAAUCGGUUUUUGUUCCGGACCAUACCGGUGCCGGUCAAACAAUGGUCGACUCGGGCACUCAGUUCACGUUCCUUCUCGGACCGGUUUACACGGCUUUAAAGAACGAGUACAUGCAACAAACAAAGGGAAUACUAAAGCUUUUGAACGAUCCCAACUUUGUUUUCCAAGGAGCUAUGGAUUUGUGUUACUUGGUCCCUUUGAACCGGCCGAUUUUGCCCCAGUUACCAAAAGUAAGCUUGAUGUUUCGGGGUGCCGAAAUGGUUGUAUCGGGUGAGAGGUUAAUGUAUCGGGUACCCGGUAUGGUGAGGGGUGGGAAUUCGGUGUAUUGUUUCACAUUUGGGAACUCUGACUUGUUGGGCACAGAGGCUUUUGUGAUUGGUCAUCAUCAUCAGCAGAAUUUGUGGAUGGAGUUUGAUUUGGUGAAAUCUAGGGUUGGACUUGCCGAGGUGAGGUGUGAUCUUGCAAGUCAAAAGCUUGGAUUGGGUGUUUAAGGUGAUUUGAUAGAUAUAAGGCAAAUUUUGUGAUUUUAGGUUUGUUUAUUUUAUAACCAAGGUAUAAACUCCCCCCCCCCCCCCUCCCUGAUUUUAAAGAUGUACAUAAUACAAUGGGUUUUAAAUCAUCUAUUUCUUUUAGACUAAGAUCAUAGUAAUAUGUCCAAUUUAGGGUACUUUAUUUUAUGAAGAAUGCGUGACAAACUAUAA
Molecule: messenger RNA, 1708 nt
Organism: Quercus robur (English oak)
Lineage: Eukaryota; Viridiplantae; Streptophyta; Magnoliopsida; Fagales; Fagaceae
Product: aspartic proteinase PCS1-like
Exons: 1
Coding region: 185-1498 (437 amino acids)
Biological process (GO): proteolysis
Molecular function (GO): aspartic-type endopeptidase activity
Source: RefSeq, a predicted model, not a curated record